UGAAAUGUUAUACUCGUCUGCUGGAAAUUGAAAGAAGAAGAAGAAGAAGAAGGAAGAGGAAAAAGCAAAAUGGCGUUUGACGGAGAAGGGUUAGACGUAGCCACUGGCUAUUAUAUGUACUGUAUUUGGAAUUAGUCUGUACAUUCACACAUAUAUAUUUCGUUUAAUAGAGUAAACAAUAACUGUUUGUACAUUAGACUGAGCGCACUGUGACGCUUCUCGUGCUUGCUAGCUUGUCUUAAGCCUUAAGCUAACUAGUUAGCUUAGCUCGUUAGCUGCUAACAAAGCGACGACAUAUAUUUGCACAUCCAUGCACGGCGUAAAAACACGGAACUGGUUCUCAGCACAUCGCUAAGCAGAUAUCAGGUGUGCGUUGCGUGUAAAGUGUUGUGAUAUUGUGAAAGAACGACGGCAAAAUAGGAGGAACUUUUCUCCAACAAAAGAGGACAAGGCCCGACAACAUCAACUAGUUAACUCUGUUUUCAAGAUACAUCAAUUAGUCUGACACAGAACAGAGCACCACCACCUUAUAGGAAGAGAAGGAACUGUGGAUCACUGAGGAGAGAGGGGGUCUUCUCGGGCAGGAGGAGACUGAUCUCACUAAGUUUCCAUUUACCGUUGUCUCUGUCAAAACUGAAGAACAUAAAGACGAACCUGAGUCCUCACAGCUUCAUCAAAGUCCAAGCGUCUGUGAAGAACAUCCUCUCCCUGAGCAGCACGAGUGGAGCUUUAGAAUGGAGCAGGAGGAGCCACAAACCCCCUACGUUAAAGAGGCGGAGGAAGCGCCACAGCCCCCUCACAUUAAAGAUGAAGAGGAGGAACACCGCAUCAGUCUGGUGGGAGAGCGGCUUGAAGUGUUGGAGGAGUUCCCAGUGAUUGGUAAGAUUGAAUUGAAUAAGAUUAAAGGUGAAAGUGAGGAGACUAGAGAGGCGGAGCUUCCAAGCAGCUCAACUCAACACAUGACAACAGAAGCUGAUGGAGACCACUGUGGAGGAUCACAAGUCGACAAGAUCUUCGCUCCACUAUCAGAUAGUGACGACAUUGAUGAUGAAGACUCUGAUGCUGAUAAAACAUGCCACACUGACAACACACACUUAAAAUGCUCUUUCUGUGGCAAAGCCUUUAAAUACCGUAGUGAUCUAAAAGUACACACAAGAAUACACACUGGAGAAAAACCUUUUUCCUGUUCAUUCUGCGGUAAAGGUUUUGCUGUAAAACAUGUGUUGAAAGACCACAUGAGAAUACACACUGGAGAAAAGCCAUUUACCUGUGCAAUCUGCGGUAAAGGUUUUGUACAAAGACAACAAUUGAAAGUGCACAUGCGAACACACACUGGAGAAAAACCUUAUACUUGUUCAAUCUGUGGCAAAGGUUUUGUACAAAGACAUUAUUUAAACUUACACAUGAGAAAACACACCGGAGAAAAACCUUUCUCUUGUUCAAUCUGUGGUAAAAGCUUUAUAAAAAGUCCCAGUUUGAAAGUACACAUGAGAAUACACACUGGAGAAAAACCGUUUAACUGCUUAAUCUGCGGUAAAGCUUUUUCGCAAAGUCAACAAUUGAAAGUACACAUGAGAAUACACACUGGAGAAAAACCUUUUACCUGUCAAAUCUGCGGUCAAGGCUUAGUACAAAGUCAACAUUUGAAAGUACACAUGAGAAAACACAAUAGUGAAAAAACGGAUUCCUGUUCAAUCUGCAACAAAAGCUUUGCUGACCGAUCAACACUUGUAAAACACAUGAGAAUACACACCGGUGAGAAAGUGUUUAGUUGCAGUGUGUGUAAUGAAAGUUUCGCUUAUAAGUACCAGUGUAGGAAACACAAGUGUGCUGGUGAGAACAGCAGCAGCCAAUGAAGCUCCAGGAUUUUCAAUAAACUGUCAACUUUUUGUUAACGCUGACUCUCCAACAUCAGCACACAUAACAUGUAAGACAUCAUUGUUUGUGUAACACAAUCUUGUUCAUAUACUUUUACCUCUUAUAGAUUAGAUCAGAGGUUUUUCCAAACAUUUUUCACCAAGUACCACCUCAGAAAACACUUGGCUCUCCAUGUACCACCAUAAUGACCAACAUUAAAUUAAAGCAGCAUAGUAGGCUUAAGUAUUCCUUCCAAACAAGGCAGACAUUUUAUUUAACAAUUAUAUUUAAUAUUUUUGGCCACUGUAACAUUACAGUUUGAACAGUAACAGUGUUUGAAUACAGGAAAAUAAUGAUGAAGGGAUUAUUAGGCGUACCACAGUUUGAGAAUCUAUGGGUUCGAUAUUUUAAGAUGUGCCUUUAUUUCAGUCAUUAAUAUAUGUCAUUUUUUCAUUUUAUUUAAAAAUGUACAGAACAAUUUGACUGAAAAUGUUACAUAAAAUAAAAAAAUAUUUUAUGUGUAUAUAGAGAUGUAUAAUUAACUUUUGUGCUUAUCCAUACGAGUGCUUUUAUAUAAGCUUUCGAAAUUGUCACAUAAUUUAAUUUCUAUUUGCAAAUGAUUCCAUAGAUGAACUCAUUUAUAUGAUACAUAUAUUUUAUAUUUUUUUCAUACCUUUGCUUUUGAAUGCACAAACAUUUCUUAGUAAAUAUUUACUGGUUCACAUCUGAAACGUCUUCUGGACCAGUUCUGGAAGCAUCUUAUUUACUCAAUUCAUCAUUUGAGAAGUUGUGUUUUAUACAAGAUCGUUUACUUUUGAAAUGAGCACUUUUCUUAAUUAUUUGUUGGUUCUCAAUAAUCCAUUCUAGUAAUUCUCUUGAUUACUCUCUUUUGUGAUAUGAAUAUUGUUUUGUGAUUGUUUUAUAUGUAUGUCCCCAGUCCUUUGUACAAUAUGUAAUGUAUGCUUCACCAAAAGUUGGGUACAAUAAAUGUAGUCAAUAUUUAUUGAGUAUAUAUUUU
This is a messenger RNA of Entelurus aequoreus (snake pipefish), 2875 nucleotides long. RefSeq names its product gastrula zinc finger protein XlCGF8.2DB-like. Gene Ontology annotation, molecular function: DNA-binding transcription factor activity; RNA polymerase II cis-regulatory region sequence-specific DNA binding. Gene Ontology annotation, biological process: regulation of transcription by RNA polymerase II. The coding region runs from base 735 to 1856 and encodes 373 amino acids. The transcript has 3 exons. The record is from RefSeq and is a predicted model, not a curated record. NCBI's taxonomy places the organism in Eukaryota, Metazoa, Chordata, Actinopteri, Syngnathiformes, Syngnathidae.